Molecule: messenger RNA, 3261 nt
Organism: Myxocyprinus asiaticus (Chinese sucker)
Lineage: Eukaryota; Metazoa; Chordata; Actinopteri; Cypriniformes; Catostomidae
Product: urotensin-2 receptor-like
Exons: 3
Coding region: 403-1545 (380 amino acids)
Biological process (GO): blood vessel diameter maintenance; neuropeptide signaling pathway; regulation of blood pressure
Cellular component (GO): membrane
Molecular function (GO): urotensin II receptor activity
Source: RefSeq, a predicted model, not a curated record
AGGAGAUGGUUCCGAAAUCCAGCCGUAGCUCAAAGUGAUCGCCUCCUUGUGCGAUUCUCCCCUUUGUCUCCCCUUGUACCACUUUUCUUGUUCUGAACCUGUAAGGAUUUUUUCACACCUGACUCUAAGAUCUGUGAUUUAGUGAGUGUUCUGCUGAAGAAAAAAUAAGUUUUUCCCUACAUGGGUAAAGCACCUGUCUAUGACUCAUUUUGAAUGUCUCGUUUGCAUUUGUUUUUAAUUAUUGUUAUUGACAGGCUUUGUGUGUUCUUACACACAUGACACAGUUUAAGUGAUCUAUUUUUGUGUACUGGAAUUUUUAUUUUUAUUUUGCCAUACAAGGAUAAUUUUGCAUGACAAGUGGUGAUAACUCCAAGGAGAAACCAUGAGUUGGACUUAUUGUAAAUGCUAAACAUCUCCGGGCUUGGAGCUAUACUGCCUGUGGAAUUCAGAAAAGAGAUGACCACUGUGUCUAUGAAGCCCAUGGUGGCGAUGGUGGAGAAGAUUUCCAAUGUCACUGAGACCCCAGUAGAAGCUUCUACUGAAGAUAUGGCUGCAACAUUUACUAUUGGCACCAUCCUUUCCUUAAUGUGUCUGGUGGGCGUGGUUGGAAAUAUCUACACGCUAGUGGUCAUGUGCCACUCAAUGCGCUCAGCUGCCUCUAUGUACAUCUACAUCAUCAACCUGGCUCUAGCCGAUCUGCUUUACUUACUUACUAUUCCAUUUGUGGUGUGUACACAUUUCCUAAAGGGAUGGUACUUUGGAGAUGCUGGGUGUCGAAUCCUCAUUAGUAUGGACUUCCUCACCAUGCACGCCAGCAUUUUCACACUGACUGUUAUGAGCACAGAACGUUACUUUGCUGUCCUCAAGCCACUGGAUACAGUCAAACGCUCUAAGAGCUACCGUAAGGCAAUCGCCCUGCUAGUGUGGACGGCCUCCCUGAUUCUGACUUUACCCAUGAUUAUUGGUGUCCAGCUGAUGACCGAGAGCACCAAGCCAAUGUGCCAACCCACACUGAGCCCACUCUCUUAUAAAAUCUACAUCUCCUUUCUUUUUGGAACCAGCAUUGUGGCUCCAGGGGUGAUAAUUGGCUACCUGUACAUACGCCUCGCACGCACCUACUGGAUCUCUCAGACUGAGACCUUCAAGCAGACCAAGAGGCUCCCAAACCAGAAAGUCCUAUAUCUGAUCUUCACCAUUGUGCUCCUCUUCUGGGCCUGCUUCCUACCUUUCUGGAUCUGGCAGCUUUUAGGUCAGUUCCAGCCAGCGCUGGCUCUCUCCACCAAGGCCAAGCGCAACAUUAACUAUCUGACCACUUGUCUGACCUACAGCAACAGUUGCAUUAAUCCAUUUCUCUACACCCUGCUCACCAAGAACUACAAGGAGUACCUCCGCAAGAGACAGAGGACAUGGACAGCAGGCAGCUACCUCAGCAGGCGAAACCGCUUCCAGAGGUCGCCCAGACGCUCAUUGUCUUCGAGCAGUCAGCAGUGCAUGGAGAGCUUUGUGCUUGCACACACUUCCCGCACCAAUAACAGCAGUCUUUGAGGAGAAGAUGACUGUCUGGGGCAGGACAAGUGCAAAGCAAGCCAAGAUGGCUGGUAUCUCCCUUCUCUGGGCAUAAGAGGAAGAACAGAGAAGUAGGAGGAGAGUGGGCAAGAGAAGCAAAGCAAGUCACUGCAAGAAAAUUUCUUCUAUCCAUGAGAGGUCUUUCCACAUUAAGAGGCCAAUGUGGGUUUGGAAUUGCCGCCACCUCAUCUGUUGAUUAGUUUCAAUAAAUUCAAUCACAGAUGACUUUUAAGAGGGAAAACCAAUUCUCAGUUCAUCAGUUUUCCCGAACUCUGGGCUAUUGUCACUGUAAACUGAAGUUAAAAUAAGAUUCUGCCCUUAUUAUUUUGCACAUCCAUCACACUGUCAUCAAGGAUCAAGAUUCAAAACAAAGCGAUUAAAAAGAGAUAAAUCUGGCAAUUUUGAUCUCCUCCCCUUCCAAGUGACACUUUAAUGAGAGUAUUUCCUUCAAAUAACUGCAAUAGUAGCUAUUAAAAUAAUUUAAAACAUGAUUUUGUGAUUGGUCAGACCUAACAGGAAGAGUAUUUUCUUGUGCAGAAUCAAUAACUCUUAUAUUAAUGAAGAUCCCAGCUAUAUUUGAUCUUAUGCAGUAUAUCUGACAGCUAAGCUAUUCUAUUCAAUAUGUCUUUAAUGAUUUGUCGAAUUUCAUUGUAGGCUCCUAAGUGGCAAUAUAGCCAUGCAUAGCCUUCUAUAUCAGUGUUGGAGGAAAUCCAGAGUACUUACUUUUUUUAUUUUUGAGAGUGCUGUGUUUCAAUACCUGGGCCUGUUAAAUGGAUUCCGUCUGCUAUGUGAAGAUUCUGUCUCCUCCAUCCUGUUUCUUAGACUCACAGAACCUGAGGUUGACAAGUCUGGAGGCUUCAUGUUGACCUUAUACUGACCUGAGAUCUGUGUUCUACCAACUACAAUGCAGAGGAUGCUUGGCUUUGACUUCUAAUAAGUUAUGAUAGCAGGCUUGUCAUUUUAACUUUUCAUACUGACAAGUCGGUGACCUAGAUGAAAGGUCAGUACACACAUGAUGUGUAGGAUUUGCAAAAUAUGAGAAUCGCAGAGUGAAACUGACCAACUUGGCAACUUUAACUUCCUAACUACCAAGAAAUUAAUAAGUUAUCUUCAAUGCACAAUGGCAAAAUGGUGCUUAUUAUUUUUGGACUCUGUGUUUGUUUUACACACAAAAAAUAAAAUAAACAGUACUGCCCAUUAGAUGUAGUCUGUAUGUUGCUCCGAAAUGUUAAAUUAGUCAAAUCAGAAGAAUUAACUAUUUUGUUUUCGUACAGAGAUCAUACAUUUACUUAAUCUCUGUGUUGUCACAUUUUAAAUGUACAGAGUGUGAUAAAAAGUAUAUGGGAAGUAAAUAUUGCAGCUAUAAUUAAGUUACAUUUUUGCGACAACUUUGUUUACACAAAAGCUAACGGCAAUCAUUUAUCAUGUGAAGCACACAAACACUUAUUCAAUGAAAAUAAAAGAAUAGAAGAGCCUUUUUUGCACCUAUUACAACCUGCACUUUGAGAGCAGAGGAGAAAAUAGACUUUCACUUCCUAAAAGACAUAACAAAAAAAUCUGAUUCACUUUAUAUUAGGUAUAUUUAACUACUAUGUAUGUACAUUAACAAUUAAUAUUUUGAUACAACAGUACUUGUUCUAUAUGCAUGUUGUUCUGUGCAACUAUUGUAAGAUUUAUAUUUGCUGCUACCAAAGA